Plectropomus leopardus (leopard coralgrouper) is the source of this 1303-nucleotide messenger RNA. RefSeq names its product PAK4-inhibitor inka2-like. Lineage: Eukaryota; Metazoa; Chordata; Actinopteri; Perciformes; Serranidae. Gene Ontology annotation, molecular function: protein serine/threonine kinase inhibitor activity; protein kinase binding. The record is from RefSeq and is a predicted model, not a curated record. Gene Ontology annotation, cellular component: nucleus.
GAGCAGCCUGCACACCUCACUCAGCAGCACAUCUGCCCCCGAAGAAGAAGGCAGACCCGGAUCCCCGCUCAACACUGAAAACCACAACCCCCCCUGACCGAACCGGGACACUUUAGCUCUUUUAACGGGACAUAUGAUUUAGCAAAGGCUGUGACAUUUGAAGAUUUGAGUUUUACAGAUGAGAGGAGAAAAGAUGCUCUGCCUGCGUGACUCAGGCGACUGCUUACGGGAGCAGAUGCAGUACAUGAUGAGGUCAUUGCAAGACCUGAAACAUCUACGGAGAAUGUGCCCUGCAGCCAGACGCCCCCUCAGCACACAGCUCCCAGCUUUGGUGCGCCACUCUGCAGUGGCACGUGCCUGUCAACAGCGAGCACUGCAGCGAGAGCACCGCACACGCCUGCGGAUGUCUGAUGCCAGUACAGCCAGCACGUACGACUCUGCCUGCUGCCUGGCAAGUCCUCUGGAGGAGGACGACGAGGAGGACUCGAGCAGCCGGCUGGGCCUGAGCCUCAGACUGAGCCUGGGCUCCCCCAGCAGUCAGAAGAGUUUGGAGUUUGAUUCAGGUUACUCUGAAGCGUCGUGGCAGGAUGAACGGGUAGUUCUCAGGAGGACCAGGAACGUGCGGGUGUCAUCUUCGGCCUGCCUCCGCACAAAUAGAGCGCCAAGUGGACGCAUUCGACCCAAAUCCACGUCUGAUGCCUGUUUGGAGACAUGGACAUCCUUCGAGGUCAGUGACCCAGAGGACUGGACAAACUCUUUAUUGACCAGAGGACGCAACCGCCAGCCUCUGGUUCUGGGCGACAAUAGCUUUGCAGACCUCAUACAGAACUGGAUGGACUUGCCAGAUUGUCCCGAGCCCACCGAGCUGAAGCCAACUCCAAGAAGUCGACUGGGAAAAGGUUUCUUUGUCAACAUGAGACGGAAACUGGCGGGGUUUUCUAAGAGUGUAGAGGACAGAGUGAGGAUGAGAUCCACAGACUCAGCUCAGGUUAACAGAAACGCAAACGCUCCAAAACGUCUGUCCUGUCCAGUUGUGGCAGCGCAGCCUAAAGUCCCCUUUUUCCACCAGUCUCACUCAGGCAUUAAUGAGAUGGACACAGACUUUUACCACUUUGCAGCGCUCAUGAAAUCGCGCAGCCGACAGCCAAUAAUCUGCAAAGAUAUCAUCGGCUACGUCUGACACAAAGCCGUGAUUAGACUGGACAAUCCUCAGAGUCACUUUAUUUUUAUAUGACAGUUUUUUUAUUUACCUUUAAUAUGCUGUGAAGAUAAUGCAAAUAAAGAUGUCAUUAUUUAAACUCUA